UCUUUCCUCCUGCCUCUCAGUUGGUCCUGUUCACCGCCGCCGCUUUCAUUCUGCCUGAGACAGUUUUCCCGCAGGUUUCCCUCAGUGGAUAAACCGUGCUUCGAAUCUUUUCGUCCUGUUUAUGAAUUUUCUGGAUUACACCGAGGGACUCUACAAGGCAGUGAUGCACAGCUGAGGUGUUGCUGUCCCGUGGGAGCGUUUGGUUUGAUGUGGGGACAGUCCGUCUUUACUGUCGCACCAUGGCGAAGACCUUUCCACUUCUUUCUCUCAUCGGCUUUAUUUCUGGAGUCUGCUGGGUGACAGCGAGGGAGCACAGGUUUGUACCUGACCCUCCGGUGCUGAACAUUACAGACAAGACGUACAAAAUCAACACAUCUGAUACGCUGGAGAUUACCUGCAGAGGACGUCAGAUUUUGGAAUGGUAUACUCCUUACAACCGGAGCGGCUCUGAAAGCAGGAUUGUAACGACAGACUGUAGUGGAGAUGGACUGUUCUGUAGCACCAUCACACUCACUAAGGCAAUGGGAAAUGAGACCGGAGAGUAUCGCUGUUACUACAGAAACCUGUCUAUGGAGGAAGGGAAGACCUCUGUGUCAGUGUACGUCUUUGUGCAAGACUACCGCAUGCCUUUUCUCCGGUUAACACAAGAAUUUGACGUGGUGUUCAUUCGAGAAGAAGAGCAAGUGGUCAUUCCCUGCCUGGGCUCCAUGGAGGACCUCAACGUCACUCUGUACAUGAAAUAUCCAAUGAAGGAAGUAGUACCUGAUGGAAAGGACGUGUUCUGGGACAGCAGAAGAGGUUUCGUGCUCCCGAGUCAUGUGAUUAGCUACGCCGGUGUAGGCUACUGCCAAACUCACAUCCAGAAUGAAACCUUCCAGUCCAUGGCCUACGUUCUGGCUGUCAUAGGAACUAAAAUCUAUGACCUUAGAGUGAAUCCUGUGCAAGAGAAGCGGGCGGUUGGGGAGAAGGUGGAGUUCAACUGCACUGCAGUCACAGAACUUAAUGUCGCCCUGGACUUCCAGUGGACUUUCCCUCAGGACAAGAGAAAUCCCAACCAAGCCACACGAAGACCUUAUGAGACUAAGCCCCACAAAAGGAAGUUGUUUGACUCCCUGGAACUGACAAACACACUGAUUUUGGAGAAUGUGACAAUCAAUGACACGGGGGAGUAUGUGUGCACAGCGUCCAGCAGUAAGAUGGUCAAAAGUAGCCAUACAACCCUUAUAGUUUUUGAAAAGCCUUUCCUAGUGCUCCAUGAUCAGUCAUUUCAAACUCUGGAUGUAAAAAAAGGUCAACGAGAAACAAAAAUCCCUGUUAAAUACUAUGCUUAUCCAGAACCUAAUGCAAAGUGGUUGAAAAAUGGCCGAUCCAUCACCAGUGAAGAAUACAGGAUAAAACCAUCCAGAGAUUCUCUCACUAUAUAUGAAGUCACAGAAAAAGAUGCUGGGAAUUACACUGUGGUCAUGACUAAUAAAAUCACCCGAGAAGUGCACAGCCGCACAUUUCAGCUACUGGUCAAUGCUCAUCCUAAGAUCUUUGAGAAGGAGGUGCCCAUCGAUCGAAAUGUUCACAUGUAUGGCAGCAGCCCCACUCUCACCUGCACUGGUUUUGGUGGCUCCAGUCCUGUCUCUAUCCACUGGCAGUGGAUGCCCAUUGAGGACUGUCCAACUAAAUAUCAACCCAGGUCAGAUCACAGUGCGAAGUGUGAAGAGAAAUGGAGGGAAAUUGCGAACAACACAGGGAAAAACCACAUUGGGCAGCCCACCAGCUUCAUCGACAGCUCACUUAAGACUAUCAGCACGCUGAAGAUCCAGAAAGCUGUGGCUCAUGCACUGUUUCGAUGCAUUGCCUCCAACAAAGUCGGAGUGGAGGAAAGAGUCAUUAUACUUCAGGUGGCACGUUUCCUCAACCUGAGUGUGUUCCCCUCCAGUAUCCCCAUUGAGGAGGAGGAUGUGCUGCUGCGCUGUGUAGCUGACCGCAUGCUGUACUCCAGCCUGAGCUGGUAUCGGGUGCUGAACGUGUCCAACCCGACUGAACUGCUUACCACCGUGCCUUGUGCCAGUCUCACUCUGUCUCCUCUCAGCCAGCCCAACGCCACUGUCUCAGGCCAGCAGGGUCCUAACGUCACCCUGGACCUGUCUUUACCCAGGGUGAACUGGCAAGACGAGGGCUGGUACGCCUGCCGCAUGGAGAAUGCUGACAACAGUGAGAGAACAUGUCUGCUACACAACCUGCGUCUCCGAGCUCUGGAAGCGCCCUCGAUUGUGAACAACUUGAGUGACCAGAGGGUGAAUGUGAGCGAUUCCACCAUGCUGGUGUGUGAAGCAAGGGGCACACCGACCCCCGACAUUACCUGGACCAAAGACAACCAGACUGUCGUUAAAGGAUCUGGUGUCAUUCUGGCUCAAUCAAAUCGCCUUCUGACCAUCCAGAGAGUAAAGAAAGAGGACAGUGGUCUGUACACAUGCACAGCCUGCAACAAACAGGGCUGUACCUCCGUCCAGUCCCAGCUUACAGUGGAGGGAGCAGAGGAGAAGAUGAACGUGGAGCUGAUUGUGCCGAUUGGUGCUGUGGUUAUCGCCAUGUUCUUCUGGCUGCUCAUUGUGUUUGUCAUACGCAAUAGAAAGCGGCCCACUGACAGAGAUAUGAAGACGGGCUACCUUUCAAUCAUCUUAGAUGCAGAAGACAUGCCAAUGGAUGAACACUGUGAGAGACUCACUUAUGAUGCCAGCAAGUGGGAGUUUCCCCGUGAACGUCUCAAACUAGGUGACCCACUGGGACGAGGAGCAUUUGGUCAGGUUCUGGAGGCAGCAGCAUUCGGCAUUGAAAAGGCCACCACCUGUACGACUGUAGCCGUGAAGAUGCUAAAGGAGGGUGCUACCUCCAGUGAGUACCAUGCCUUGAUGUCCGAGCUGAAGAUUCUUAUCCAUAUUGGUCAUCAUCUCAAUGUGGUUAAUUUGCUAGGUGCCUGCACAAAACCUGGUGGUCCGCUGAUGGUAAUAGUGGAAUACUGUAAGCAUGGUAACCUCUCCAGUUAUCUGAAGAGUAAGCGUGGAGAAUACAGCCCCUUCAAGAAGCGUAGGCCUCAGCUGAUGCAGGAUCGAGCUGGUGGAAUGGAGGAGGAACUGAAAGAAGGGGAUCUAGGGAUGGGCACUACCGCUCGAUUGGACAUCUGUACUGGCACUGCCAUCUGUUCUGGACUGAGAAGGGAGGGGAGCGCCAAUGCUCAGCUGGAUAAACAAGAAAGCUCAGACUGGGAUCAACUGACUAUGGAGGAUCUCAUCAGCUACAGCUUCCAAGUGGCCAAGGGAAUGGAGUUCCUCUCCUCUCGAAAGUGCAUUCACAGGGAUUUGGCAGCUAGGAACAUUCUUCUUUCCGAGAAUAACAUUGUGAAGAUCUGUGACUUCGGCCUGGCCAGAGACGUGUACAAAGACCCGGAUUAUGUCCGCAAAGGAGAUGCACGUCUCCCUCUGAAGUGGAUGGCUCCAGAAACAAUCUUCGACCGUGUGUAUACAACACAGAGUGAUGUGUGGUCCUUUGGAGUACUACUCUGGGAGAUCUUCUCUUUGGGUGCAUCUCCAUAUCCAGGAGUGAAUAUUGACGAGUCGUUCUGCAGGAGGCUGAAAGAUGGUUCCAGGAUGAGAUCACCUGACUACGCCACCCCUGAGAUCUAUCAGACCAUGUUGGACUGCUGGAUUGAUAAUCCAAAGAACAGACCCACUUUCACAGAACUAGUGGAACAUCUGGGCAACUUGCUACUGGCCAGCGCUCAGCAGGAUGGUAAAGACUAUAUUCCACUGACAAUGGGGGACGUGGAGGGGGGAUCAGGAGUCCCUCAGCUCAGAGUGACGGCAUAUAGCAACGCCCCAAGAGCAAAAAGUAUAGAGACUCAGCUCAACUAUGAUAAUGCUCCAACAGUGGGAUAUGCACAGCAUAAAUUUGAGGACGUUCCACUGGAACAGAGCGCCAUAAUGAAUGGCCCGUUGGACUGUGAUGUGGGAUUAUCACACGAUGAGAUGAAGGCGCUCAGUCAUCAGGCACAGAGGUUGGCCACUUUUAGCCCCCUGAUGCGAUGUAAGAGUAAGGAAUCUGUGGCCUCGGAAUCAUCCAAUCAAACCAGCGGCUACCAGUCUGGCUAUCAUUCGGAUGACACAGAGGCUCCUGUGUAUGCCAACGAAGAGAUGAUCCUGAAGAGGGACGCUUUGAAGAAGCCGCCGUUCCCCAAGAGAAACGACAAGUUUAACACUGAGGUCCGCUAUAGCACUCCCCCUGUUUAAUAGGAACCGCUCAUAACCCAACAACUGCAUGAUUAUACAAAGUGUUGGUCCAUAUUUUCUGGUUUGUAUUUUUACUUGCCUGGAACAGCAGAUUCAUGCCAAAAAACCAGAUGAAGUUCUGCUUAUGAUAGGUUGGUGCUUAGACUCCAGGAUUCCAGGCCACGCUAUACAGCGGUGGUCUGAUCUGAGCAACCUGACAUUCUGGUGAUCGAUGGCUAUAAGGUUCUCUGUAAUGUUUAUUUAAUAUGAUUUUAGUCAGGUACAUUUAUUAAAGUCUCCUUAAAAUUAAAGUGCUGCGUGCCUCUAUGUCGAGAUUUCAGAUUAUAUCACUGAGUAUAAUAUAAAACACAUAUAGCAAUCAACAGUAUAUAACAUUCACUGUGCCUUAUCUGAUCUGAAACCUACAAUUCGUUUCUAUUUAUCUUGCAUUUGAAGCAUUCAGGGUUCUAAUUUAUCAAAAGCAUGCCUGUUUUCUUUCCUUCCUUUUUUGGAAUAAAAAAAAACAACAACAAAAUAACAAAAAAAAAAGUAAUAUAUUCUGUGGGUGCGGAUAAGCUGUAUGUGUUUGCUUUGCUGUAAAUGUGCUCGAAUUCAUUAAAAGGACACCCUUUUAUAAAAGGGUGUGCUGUGUAAACAACGAACAGCUUCAUCCGAAAAUAUAUUCCUGUUCGUUGUUUACACAGACUGCAGAGCAAGAGUAGCUGCUCAUUGGGACCACUGCCACUUCCUGUAAAAAGAAAGACACACCCACUUUUUUUUUUAGGCAUGUUCUUUUUCCUUACUUCUUGUUCUUCUUUACAUUCUGCUUUUCUUUUCUUUUCUUUUUUCCUGAAUGUACAGGUUGUUAAGUGAAGACCUUAACGUAGGUCACGCAAGAAGAAGAAUAUAUUUUAUGAAACUUUUUCUAAACAUAACUAGUUUUCUAAAAUAAACUUUUAUUAAAAAUAUUUCUACCUAA
Messenger RNA from Hemibagrus wyckioides, 5235 nucleotides. RefSeq names its product kinase insert domain receptor (a type III receptor tyrosine kinase) (gene kdr). The transcript is spliced from 30 exons. The record is from RefSeq and is a predicted model, not a curated record. Gene Ontology annotation, biological process: cell surface receptor protein tyrosine kinase signaling pathway; protein phosphorylation; angiogenesis. The coding region runs from base 240 to 4277 and encodes 1345 amino acids. Gene Ontology annotation, cellular component: signaling receptor complex. NCBI's taxonomy places the organism in Eukaryota, Metazoa, Chordata, Actinopteri, Siluriformes, Bagridae. Gene Ontology annotation, molecular function: ATP binding; transmembrane receptor protein tyrosine kinase activity.